Messenger RNA from Effrenium voratum, 687 nucleotides. Lineage: Eukaryota; Dinophyceae; Suessiales; Symbiodiniaceae. The record is from the annotation of a GenBank genome assembly.
AUGAAGGACGGCACGGAGCGCGUGGCCAUGCUGGGGAUCCCCGGCAUCGGCAAGAGCCGAUCCCUGGCGCUCGGCCUGUGGCACCUGGUGUCGGGCCAGGGCCGCCCGGAAUGGAUCAAGGAGCCCGAGGCCAUCGUCUUCGAGGCGUGGGAGGGAGGCUUCGUUUUCGUCUUCACCAAGAACAAGGACGGCCGGUGGAAAGCGCAGAGCCUGCCGAUUGGCAAGUGGGAUGCAAGCGACUGCGAGCACCUGCAGAACAGCAACAACUGGUACCUCGUCGAUGCUUCGGACAGGCACUGUACGGGAUCGGACAGGCACUGUACGGGGAAGUUGCCUGCGAAGACAGUGAAGGCCUGCAGCCCCAACAGGGAACACUACUCCAACUUCAUCAAAGAUGGUGGAGAGUGUGUCUACGUGGAGGCGUGGAGAGAGCAGGAGCUGCAGGUGGCCCAUGGGAAUUUGGCGACGGAAGCGGGUUGGAGGCAUACUACGCAUCCUUUUGGCUUCAGAAAAAGCCUAUGCAAAAGCCAUCGCUCUGCAGGUUUCCGAGGCGAGCGACUUUGCCACCGUGCAACGUGCUUUAAGUGGAGUCUUGGACACCAUGGGGACGAAGCUGCCGAGCAGACUUUUCACAUACCUUUCUGGACGGGACUUCUUGCGAAGUCGCUGUGUGCUCCGCCGAAGUGA